CUCCCUUCCCUCUCUACAUCUCAUCUCACCGCUACUCCUCUUCUAACAACAGGAAUAUAUGCUUCCAGUCCACACUGCAAUUCCUUCUUGAUCAUCAGGCUAUUGUUGCCUUUGAGAAUUUGAGUCCAUUCCCGAACACUUUAUCCCAUCAUCAUUCAACAUGUUCGUCUACAAACGAGACGGACGCAAAGAACGCGUUCAGUUCGACAAGAUCACUGCUCGUGUUUCGAGACUGUGCUAUGGUCUCGACCCCGAUCAUGUCGACGCUGCAGCCAUCACCCAGAAGGUCAUAUCUGGAGUCUACCAAGGCGUCACCACGUUUGAACUCGAUAACUUGGCCGCUGAGACCGCUGCCUAUCUCACCACCACCCAUCCAGACUAUGCCGUCCUCGCUGCACGUAUCGCAGUAUCGAAUCUUCACAAGCAGACCAAGAAGCAGUUCUCAGCUGUCAUCUCAGACCUGUACCACUACGUGAACCCCAAGAAUAAUAAGCCCGCCUCCAUGAUUGGCGAAUCGACAUACAAGACUGUCAUGAAGCACGCAGACGAGCUCAACUCUGCCAUUGUCUAUGAUCGAGAUUUCAACUACCAGUAUUUCGGGUUCAAGACAUUGGAACGGUCGUAUCUCCUCAAGAUCAAUGGCAAGGUGGCCGAGCGUCCUCAACACAUGAUCAUGCGUGUCGCUGUGGGCAUUCAUGGCGAGGAUAUCGAGAAGGCGAUAGAAACCUACAAUUAUAUGUCGAACAAGUACUUCACUCAUGCGUCGCCUACCUUGUUCAAUGCAGGAACUCCGAUGGCUCAACUCGCUUCAUGCUUCCUCAUCGAUAUGAAGGAAGAUAGCAUUGAAGGUAUUUACGAUACAUUAAAGACCUCGGCGAUGAUCUCCAAGACUGCCGGUGGCAUCGGUCUUAAUGUUCACCGGAUCCGUGCUACCGGAUCGUACAUUGGUGGAACCAAUGGCACGUCGAACGGCCUGAUUCCUAUGCUUCGGGUCUACAACAAUACUGCACGCUACGUUGACCAAGGUGGCAACAAGCGUCCUGGCGCCUUCGCAAUUUACCUCGAGCCCUGGCAUGCGGAUGUUUUCGGGUUCUUGGAUCUUCGAAAGAACCACGGCAAAGAGGAAGUCCGUGCUCGCGACUUGUUCUACGCCCUCUGGAUUCCCGACCUCUUCAUGAGACGAGUUGAGCAGAAUGGCGAGUGGACCCUGUUCUGCCCCAAUGAGGCUCCUGGCCUUGCCGAUGUCUACGGCGACGAAUUUGAGGAGCUCUAUGAGCGAUACGAACGCGAAGGACGUGGUCGUGAGACCGUUCGUGCUCAGAAGUUGUGGUACUCUAUCUUGGAGGCUCAAACGGAGACUGGCAACCCGUACAUGCUCUACAAGGAUGCUUGCAACCGAAAGAGCAACCAGAAGAACUUGGGCACCAUCCGCAGCUCCAACCUGUGCACUGAAAUCAUCGAGUACACCGCUCCGGAUGAAGUCGCGGUCUGCAACCUGGCCUCCAUCGCGCUGCCAACUUGUGUGGACAUCGCUCGUGGAGAGUACAACUUCCAGAAGCUGCACGAAGUCACUCAGGUUGUGGUUCGGAAUUUGAACAAGACCAUUGACGUGAAUCACUACCCUGUCCCGGAGGCUCGCAACAGCAACAUGCGCCAUCGACCUAUCGGUGUCGGUGUUCAAGGUCUUGCGGAUGCUUUCCUUGCCCUUCGCAUGCCCUUCGACUCUGAAGAGGCUCGAAAGCUCAACCUCCAGAUCUUCGAGACUAUCUACCACGCAGCGCUUACCGCCUCCUGCGAGAUUGCUAAGGUGGAUGGGGUCUACUCGACCUACGAGGGCAGCCCCGUCUCUCAAGGCAUUCUUCAAUACGACAUGUGGAACGUCACUCCCACAGAUCUUUGGGACUGGGCCGCGUUGAAGGACGAGAUUAAGAAGUACGGUGUCCGCAACAGCUUGCUCGUCGCUCCCAUGCCUACUGCCAGCACGAGCCAGAUUCUGGGCUUCAACGAAUGCUUCGAACCGUACACCUCCAAUAUCUACCAACGCCGUGUCCUGGCGGGCGAGUUCCAAGUCGUCAACCCGUGGCUGCUGAAGGAUCUUGUCGACCUGGGUCUGUGGUCCGACAACAUGAAGAACCGCAUCAUCUCCGAAGGCGGCUCCAUCCAACGCGUCCCCAACAUCCCCGAUGACCUCAAGUUGCUGUACAAGACGGUUUGGGAAAUCCCUCAACGCACAAUCAUCCAGCUGGCCGCGGACCGUGGUGCCUUCAUCGACCAAUCUCAAUCCCUCAACAUCCACAUGAAGGAGCCUACCAUGGGCAAGAUCACCAGCAUGCACUUCGCAGGCUGGAAGAUGGGCCUCAAGACCGGCAUGUACUACCUGCGAACCAUGGCUGCUUCCGCUCCGAUCCAGUUCACCGUCGACCAAGAGCAACUCAAGGUCGCCGACACCAACGUCGCCCGCACUCCCGGUGCGAUGAAGAAGCGCACUCUGGCGAGCACCCCUUACUCCAUGAGCUCUCCAGCAACCAUGAGCUCUCCGGCGGCCAUCCCAAAGCCCAUGUACAUGCAGAAGCCUCAGCCCACGACCACCUCCAACGGCGUCCCCACCCCCUCGACCACCCCGCCCCCCACCUCCGAAAGCAAAUCCUCCUCCCCUGCCACCAAGAAAGACCCGCUGAAGAACCCCGAGUUCAAGGCCGAUGUGGAGGAGGGCGACAGCCCGAAGCUCCUCAGCACGGAUCCGUCGGGGGAGCCGGUCGAGGAGAAGCUGAUCGACCGCUCUGAAGCGGCCGAGGCGAAGCCGAAGCAAGAUGAGGAUGGCGAGGGCGACAGCAAGGACCGCGAGGGCGACAUCUAUGCUGAUGAGGCGCUGCAGUGCAGUAUCGAGAACAAGGAGGCCUGUGUUAUGUGCAGUGGUUGAGUGGCCUUCCCGGCGAGGAGAUGAGAGCAUGUAGUGAUAUGGCGGUAUGAACAAUCGGGAUGGGAUUAUGGGUUUGAACUUUGGAGAGACGGCGCAUGACUUGGUUUUGUUAGAUAGCAGUAUGAGAGCACACGCUGCUUAAUAUCACUUUACACAUCGUUAUUCUUGAUAAGGUAUCAGGUAUCUUUAUAGUAGACCGGAAGUUGUCUUGGACACUUGGCAAUUGAGACUUCGAUCAAUAAACUUGGACUUGCUUGGCU
This is a messenger RNA of Eremomyces bilateralis CBS 781.70, 3180 nucleotides long. RefSeq lists its product as uncharacterized. The record is from RefSeq and is a predicted model, not a curated record. Gene Ontology annotation, biological process: deoxyribonucleotide biosynthetic process; DNA replication. Gene Ontology annotation, molecular function: ribonucleoside-diphosphate reductase activity, thioredoxin disulfide as acceptor; ATP binding. Lineage: Eukaryota; Fungi; Ascomycota; Dothideomycetes; Eremomycetales; Eremomycetaceae. Gene Ontology annotation, cellular component: ribonucleoside-diphosphate reductase complex. Bases 161 to 2920 code for a protein of 919 amino acids. The transcript has 4 exons.